AUGACAUUGACAAUAAAAUUACAAUUUGUUGUUGUCUUGCUUGCUUGUUGUUGUACUUUGCCCGGAGUUUUAAAGUUUAGAAAGUUCGCUGAAAUUUAUUAAAGCAAGUGUAAUUUUCGAUUGAAACAUGGCGUUACCUACCGCCCAACCCGCGGAAGUUCUUCGAGCAUGGCAAAAGGACGAUUUGUACGAGAAACAGCUGGCGGAAUCAUUAUCAAAGUUGAUGUCAGCAAGAUACGCUUCCAAAGCGAUACCACUAUCUUCUGUGAUUUAUAGAUCCCUCACAACACUGAAGGACCUUCAAACUCUAGGAGAAGAGUACUCCGGCAUCGUACAAGUUGAUGAAUGCUACAAUAAGUUACCGUCAUACUACAGUCGAUUGUUUAGCAUAAUUCUUUCAACAUUCGGCGAGAACAUUACAAGACGUCUGAUAAACAGCAUAGAAAAGCGUGUCGAACAAAAUCCUUCUCUAACAAUCGAAGCACAGAAUGUACUUUUAGUGAGUCUCAAAACUUUGAGCAGCAUUUUACCUCAGAUACAAAAUAUUCACCGUGGUCUAGCUUAUAUGGGUGGUGGGCCAUUGCAGAUUGGUAAAACGCUCACUGGCAUAGACUAUGUGCACGUGAGACCCGCUGCAGCCGCUUACUACGCUCAUUUAAGACUCCUUGGUAUAGUUACUCUAUUGCACGCUAUUGUGUCUUGCGGCCAGAGUCUGUAUAGAGCAAAGACACAUAUGGAUCAAAUGAAGGAGGUUCCUAAUGAAGUGGAUAGUAAUAAAUCUUGUGUGGCCUGCUUAGAGGAAAUUGUACAGCCUUGUGUUCUUCCCUGCGGACAUAUAUUUUGUAUGCAGUGUUCAUAUGGAGCAUUGGAAAACUGUGCACUAUGCCGGUCACCAUUCACUAAGAACUCUGUUGUGCCAUUGAUGAAUUAUUUUCCUGAAUAAUCUGUAACAAUUAGUUAUUUUUAAAUAUAUCAACUUGGUGGAGGAAAGUAAGAUUGAUGUACCAAAAAAAGCUUUAAGUGGAAUGCUAAUCAUUAUAGGAACAAUUAUUAUGUGUUAAAGCACAAUUUUAUGUUAUUGUAAUAAGAAAUUAUUUUAUAAAUUAUAUAAUCUGUGAUAAGUUUUCUAUUAUUUUCUCUAUGUAUAACAGGGGACUAUAAAUAAAGACAUUGUUUUGUUAAAUAAAAUCUUUUAUUACAAUACAAUAUAAUAAAUUAACAUGAUAAUAACAAUUUCAGCAAAGGACAAGGCAACAUUAAUGACAAUUCAAUGAAGAAAGGGCUACCAUACAUAAUUUCUAGCUUUCUAGCACUAGGAGCUUGAUUUUUUAUGAAUUUAGAACAAGUAUUUAUUACUUGAAAGCACACAUUUUUA
Molecule: messenger RNA, 1375 nt
Organism: Helicoverpa armigera (cotton bollworm)
Lineage: Eukaryota; Metazoa; Arthropoda; Insecta; Lepidoptera; Noctuidae
Gene: Pex10
Product: peroxisome biogenesis factor 10
Exons: 1
Coding region: 128-943 (271 amino acids)
Biological process (GO): protein import into peroxisome matrix
Cellular component (GO): peroxisomal membrane
Molecular function (GO): zinc ion binding
Source: RefSeq, a predicted model, not a curated record